Molecule: messenger RNA, 742 nt
Organism: Paramuricea clavata
Lineage: Eukaryota; Metazoa; Cnidaria; Anthozoa; Malacalcyonacea; Plexauridae
Source: the annotation of a GenBank genome assembly
AUGCAGCCUUUUGCCCAGGCAUUGGACAUCCUGCAAGCUGAAGACAAAGCUUACAUGGGUUACCUCCUUCCCGUACUGUACAUGCUGCAAGACAAGCUAAAAAAGAAACGAGAUGAAAUGGAUACUUGCGCUCCUCUAAUUGAUGCAUUGCAAGCCGGAAUUACUCGUCGCUUUUCAGCAGUAAUGCAGGAACCAGAAAUGGUCGCUGCUGCUAUUCUCCAUCCUAAAUUCCGAAAAACGUGGACAAACGACACAACUGUUUUGGAGAAAGGUAAUUAAUAUUUUUAUUGCAUACAAAUCUUCCUCGGAAAUGAGACCGUAAAUUUCCUUGUCUAUUUUAAUUUUAGGCAUGGUGUACAUAAAGAGGAAAUUAACCGAAAUAGAAUCUACGGAACGCACUACGUCAGUAGAGUCAGCUGGUAGUGCGUCGGAUGAAGGGGAUGACGAUGCUUUCUUUUUCCCAGAAAAGAAGCAAUCAUCUUCUGGUCGUUCUGGACUACUACAGCUGGAGGAAUACUUGUCUAGUCAGUCAACCGAGACAUCUUCCAUUACCACGUGGCCUCUCUUAAAAGAUCUUUUCAUCAAAACAAACACAGCUCUGCCUGCUAGUGCAGCGUGUGAGCGUUUGUUCAGUGCAGCAGGUCGUAUUUUUACCCCAUUGAGGUCACGUAUCGGAGACCAGAACUUUGAAAAUCAACUUUUAUUGAAACUGAAUAAGUCUUUCCUUCAAAAUCAGCCAUAG